UGACAUUGACUUUUGUGUUGUGUGGUUCGGCUCGAUAAUUUAUUUUAUUUAUAAAAAAGGUUUGAAUUUUGAAUUUUCUGAAUGUUAGUUUUGUUAUAAUAUAAUGAUUUUGUUGCAGGUAAUAAAAGAAACAUUUAAAAGGUCUUUUUCAACCAUGCAUCCAAAAAUGGUGCGAUAUCUAGGGCAGAAAGAAGCACAAUCGAUAGAUUUAGAACUAUUUGAUGAAUAUUCUUUUUCUGUUGACCAAUUAAUGGAAUUAGCUGGACUAAGUUGUGCUGUAGCCGUUACAAAAUGCUAUCCUCAGUCAAAAAUGGGUAACAAGUCUAUAAUGAUUUGUGUUGGCCCAGGUAAUAAUGGUGGUGAUGGUUUGGUUUGUGCCAGACAUUUGAAACUCUUUAAUUAUCAACCAAUAGUGUAUUACCCAAAACGAUCAGACCAACAGCUUUUCCGCAACCUUACUAGCCAGUGCACUUUAAUGAACAUACCUGUAAUACAAAGUUUACCUGAAAAAUCUACAAUUGAAUGUGAAUUUGGUCUCAUAGUUGAUGCAUUAUUCGGAUUCAGUUUUAAACCACCUGUGAGGGAACAAUUUAUACCAAUUAUUAAGCUGAUGAGAGACACCACAGUACCUAUAGCAAGCAUUGACAUACCGAGUGGAUGGGAUGUAGAGACGGGACCACCAGAAGAUGCCAUUAAACCAGAUUUGCUCAUCUCCCUUACAGCUCCUAAAUUGUGUGCUCAACAUUAUAAAGGGAGAUAUCAUUAUUUGGGUGGUAGAUUCGUACCACCUAGAUUAGAAGAAAAAUAUAAUUUGAAUCUUCCAAAAUAUCCUGGUACAGACUGCUGUGUGUUGCUUUCACAAACAAAAUGUUCAGAUUAAAUAAUAAAAAAGUGUAAAUGUAUACACACACAAUGUAAGUAUUUGGAUGUCAGGAAAGAGAUAAAAUAGAAGUUUUCCCAAAAUAAAGCACAUGCUUAUGACGCUGGCGCAGGUUAAAUAACAAUAUUUUAGGGCUGUGUUGAAAAAACACCAACAGAUCAAUUUAUUCAUAUCCCAUUGUUUCAAAUGUAUUCAAAUGAUUUUUUAUAGAUCUUUUAUUACAAGACAUUUGAAUUAAGCAGUAGCAGAUCCUGUAAAAGUGAGCAUGUGCACUAGUAUGACUAAAAAUAUUACUGUAAUAAUAGGUACCUUAAUUAAUUUAAAAUUAACUUAUCUCAAAAUGAUCUUCACAACAAAAUGGAUUAUGUAUACUCGAAAGAACUUUGUUUAUUCUAUUGUCUUUCUUCAUAGUAUUACACCACUGUGGUUUGUGUCAAAAAAAGUUCAACAGAUUAAUAUAUUCAUGUCUAAUAAGGCUGGCCCCAAUCUUAUGCGGUCCUUGUAUAGGAUUUACUGUCACAUUUCUUAACAGUACAUACAGUAUCUUGCUUCCUUUUCUAUUUUUUAAUUGUAUUUUAUAAAUCAAUUAUUUUUUUUGACAGCUUGUUAGAUGUACCUAACUUCUCAGUAUCCCCAUCUGGUGUGCUUUUCUGACUUUCAAAUUACCACAUAUUUAUCUACCCAAUGUGUUAGUAAAUAAGAUAAUUUUUAUGAUACAGGGUGCUUUCAAAUUCGCCUCAUAUAGAACACAAAAGGUUAUUCAUCAUUCAAAAUUAGAUAACUUAAAAACUGCAUAAAGAACUCAAAAGUAACUUUUUAAAAGAACUAAACUACAAAGUAAGGUUGUAAGUUGAUGCUUCUUGCCACCACUUUCAAUUUACACCUCCCCAAAUAUGGAGUCAUGUUGGUAUAAGUAGUGUAAAUUUCAGGAGGUUUUUUUAUUUUUAGAAAUCUUGGAAAUUUUUGAUUAUACAAUAAUAAUAAUAUUUAUUUGGCUUUGAGACAUACAUAUUUACAAUAUUUUAAAAAGGUUAAAAAAUGUAUAAACAUAUAAGACCUAUUAGUCUUUUCAACACAUACAAUUUUAAAAAGUAAAGACAUCCUACAAUUGAGUUUAAAAAUAGUAUCCAAUAGGGCAAAAACAUUAGACAAUAAUUAUAAUAAAUAGAUAUGCAUAAAGUUCAGAUGCAUUUUUUGCUGAUGUUCCAAAAGUUGUGUCAUCUACAUAUAUAAUUUUGGUACUUUGACUUGUACAAGAUAGAGCUAAGUCAUUAAUAAAAACUAAAAAUCAAACAGGGCCUAAUAUUGAGCCCUGCGGUACUCCCGUUGUCACAUUUAGACUAUUUGAUUUACUGCAUCUGAUGGUUACAACUUGUUCAUGGUUGUUUAAAUAUGACUGUAUCCACUUAUUUGGCGGGCACCUUAUACCUAUUCGGUACAAUUUAUCUACUAGCAGCCGAUGGUCAAUUGAGUCAAGGCUCGUGAGAGGUCGAAGUAUAAGGUAAUAUUUAAUUCCUUGAUAUUUAAAGAUGUGUAAACAAAAUCGCAUAACUCCCAUAUAGCACUAGAUGUUGUUGACUUAUUUCUGCGAAAACCAUGUUGAAAUUUACUUAAAAGUCUAUUAUAUUCUAGAAAUUUAAUAAACAUGUUAUUAUAGGUCAUUUCGAAUACUUUAGCCAGUUGACUUUGAAUGCAGAUGUUCCUAUAGUUUGCCAUGUCAUUUACAGACCCUUUAUUUUUAUAUCGUCGGUCUAAAGUACACUUAUCGUAUAUCCAAAAACCAAUGACAUUACAACUGAGACCAAAUUGUUUACAUUUUUAUGUGGCAAAUCAUUAUUCCCACCAGAUUCUCGUUUAUUGCGUCUUUGCCGGUUUUAUCAGUCUGUAAAUAUUAUUUGGAGAAAUUACUUUCGAAAAAUAAAAUUUGAUGUAUCCUAUAACUAUAAUUUUAUAUUACAUAAAUAAAAAUAUGUUUUUAAUCAAAUUAUUCUUUAAAGUUUUAAUAUAAGCUAAUUUUUUUAUUAAAAAUCAAUAUUAAUCUAAACAAAAUAUUAGGGUUACAAAGAACUCCGUAAAUACGGCAACGCUGAAUAUCUAAUUUUACGAAUUUACAACUAGUACCUAUUUUUAUGAAUGAAAUGUAGUUACCGUAACCAGCGGCAACGUUUCCAAUCGGGUCUAACAGCUAUUUUGUGUUUCUGACAGUUUCUGUGUGACUUUAUUGAUUUAUUCAUUUAUAAAAUACUAUUUUUGUGAACUUUUGUGAAAAAUAUAAAGAAUUAUGGUACAUGCAUGUGUAGAUCAUUUAAAUCGAAAAGUAUUUUUAGGUUGAUUUCCACUGGUUCAUUUGAAUCAGUGGAGUAGGGCACCCGUCUUAAGACUGUUUUGACUAUACAAUUUCUUGUACAAGAUUUGAUACAAUUUCUUAUAGAAUUUAAAUUGUAUAGGAUCACAUAGUAAAUUGUUUGGAAAAUGAUUAUCCAAUCUAAUUUUUCAGACAAUUUACUGCAGGUUUGAUAAUAUCAAUUUAAAUUGUACAAGAAAUUGUAUCAAAAACUUGUGUAAUCUAAAACAGUCUUAAAACAGUUUUUAAAGUGAUAUUCCUUUUAUAAAUUAGUAAAUUAUUCUUAUACCAAUAAAUAAUUAUUGAAAAGUGGCAAAGAAAAUUUAACGUAAAAUGUAGAAUACCUUAAAAAUGAUUUACCUAUUAGGCACCUAUACAUAUUUUUUAAUAUUCUAUUUAGGUUUCCGCAAGAUCCUGAGAAAAGAAAACUUUGAUUUUCUCUAAUAGGGAUCCUUGAAAAGCAGCACUUCGUAAAAACCCAGAGUUGUGUUCAGAACACUUUUUUCCUGAAGAUGUUUUGGUACGUGCAAAUGGUGCUAAAUAUAUCAGAGAAGAUGCAAACCCCAGACGGUGUGAGAUCUUUCUAUUUUUGGAUGACUUAUCCAACAGGUAAAAAUACAAAAUAUAAAUUUUUUGUUUACCUCUAAACAUUAUUUAUUACCUAUAUGUACGUAUAUCUAAUAUAUGGGUCUUUAGUUCUGAUUUAACUGUUUUUGGAACACCAUCUGCGGCAAAAAAAACAUUGCAGUAAGUAAUAACACUAAUAACUAAGCAUAAAAAAAUUAAGAGAAAUUUUAGUUAAUAAAAUUAAGAUAUUUAAUAUAUUUAAAAUGUUAUUUUAAAAAUUUUUACAGUUUUUUUACGAUAUUUUUUGCCAUACCAUGUUUUUUUAUUUUUAGGACAGUGUUUUAUUUAAAUACCACUACAUACUUAAUGUUAAUUUAAAAUUUUAAAUAAUUUUGGUUAACAUCAUACCAGGCAAAUAUAUAGUAAAUGCCAAUAAACUAUAAACCAAUAAAUAUUAAAAAUCGGAAGGUAACUUGAAUUCUCUUGUAUUUGAAUUUUACUUGUACUUAAAUUUACCUAAAUGAAAAAAUCAUAAUUAUAUUAUUAAAAAAAUAUACCUACUUAUUUACAUAUUUUUUUAACAUACUACUCUGACAAUACUGGUAAGUUUAAACUCUACGCCACUGGCGAGCAUAUUAUGGACACUGUUCACAACGUUGCCAGCCGGUCCUAAGAGAUCUGUCUUUCUCUCUUCCACUCACUAACAAUUUUAAAACAAUAACAGUCCGCAAUUGUAUGGGAUUUAUGAAUGAAACAUUUUGUCUCUAUGUUGUAAUGUCUUUGCCAAAAACCCAUUUUUUGACAAUCGCAAAUUUAAACUUCAGCGAGGUGUUCACGUUCUGUUGAAUACAAUUAUGAUUCAAAUUCGUGUUGAGAUUGAACAAUAGGGCGUACUUGUUAUAUUUAUUGAUUCUAAGGGGUUUGUGAAUACUGAUUGUACAUUUUUUUAAAGUUUGAAAAAAAGGAAGCGGAGAUACAAUAUGUGUACUCUACAUUUCAAAGAACAAUCAUCGUAUCUCCUUAUUCAAACCUGCUAAACUAUAUGUAAUUUUAUGAAAACGUACAGUAAAAUAUGGAAAAUAAAAUAAGCUACUAAUGUUGUUACAACUUGGGUAAGAUAAUAAUUAUCUAGAUAUUUAAUAUUAUUUUUUAUUCAUAACAAUCGUAAUGCAACCGAAUAUAUUGAUUCAUUUUUAAUAUAAUGUAUAAAUUUAAAUAAAACAAUGGGUACAUUUUCUAUGAUUAGUUUUUAUUAAUUUAAUAAUAGUUUUUGAACAGUAGUUGUUAACAAGUUAGGUAACCACAGUGGCGUGCCAAGAUCUUCGGGGGCCCCUCCGCAAUUUUUUUCAAGAGGCCGCCCUCUACAUCAAAAAAUUAAUAUACUGCCUAUACUGGGUGACAACGAAACUACUGUCUACGGUGAUAUUUCAAAUCGGUUUAUAGAUAGAAAAAAAUUGGUGUGACCUCACCUUUAAAUAUUGAUUUUUUUCUUGUACUUUUUGAAGAAUAAGAAUUCUAAUUAAUAAACUUCAUAGCGUCAUUAACGUACCAAAUUCCAUCUAUAGUAUAUGGCCAAUAUGAGUUCUGUUUUAGGUUUGGAAAACUACAGAACAUAAGAUAUAACAUUAUUUAAUAAAUAUUACUAACACAAAAUUGUAACAAAAAAUAAACAAAUAAAACAUUUAUAACUAACACAAAAAUGUAAAAAAACAUUAACUCUAAAAAUGUUAUUAUUAUUUGAAUCGCAUUUCAGAUUGGUUUAAUAAAACGGCUUUUCUUAAGAAUUCAAUAAAAUUGAAAUAUAAGGUUAAUGAAAGUGUCUUUUAUGUAACUAAAAAAAAAUUAAAUUUUUUGACCGUCUGUGAAACGAGAUAUUAACAAUCAAAAUGUGCAUAAUUAACACUCUUGAAGCCUCUCAUGUACACAAGUAAUGCUUUUAUUUUAAGAUAUCUCGAAAACGGUUCUUACCAUAUUUUUUAAAAACUAAUGUAAUGUAAAUCAAGAACUUUUCUAAAGAAACGCUGAAUUUUUUGACCAUCUUAGUAAAAAGAUAGAUUUUUAAAAUAAAAAUAUUUUUAAAGCAAUCGACGCGUAGUUGCGUAAAAUUAUUAUAACUUGGCAACGUUGUAUACGCUGUAAUCAACGCCUUGUACCAAAAUAACACUCGAUCAGCUAAGAGGAUGUUAUAACCUCGCGACGUUUUCUUGAAAAAAUAAUUCGUCCACUGCAUUUAAGAACUGGAAUCAGCGGUUCUGUUUGAACCAAAAGAAACCCUUAAAAUUAAUAUGAGGAAGUCACAAAUUUCUAUAGUAAACGAUUCAUUUAUUUAUGAGGUUGCCGGAUGGAUUUUAAUAUUAAAAUCCAUAUAUUUAUAAACUUACAUGUGUUUUGUACAGUCUCUUACAAAAAUAAAAUUGAUUAGCAUUGAGAAUCUCGAACUAUUGGUAUUCACCAUUCGCUUCACAUCUAAAAUACAUACAAUUAUAUAAAACACAUUUCGCAUGGUGCGACCACAUGUGCGACCCGACCGAGAAGUGUCGUGGAGACCCUUCUCGCUUUGAUGCGUAUCGCACUCGAGGUCACUGUCCUCGGCAUCGCUUUUUCGGUCGGUCGGAAAUUUCUUUCGAUCUAGGCAGCGUUGCCAGAUUUUGAAACAGUAUGGGUAAAAAAAAACCGUAGAUCUGAACAGUAGAUUUUAAUAAAGGGGAAAAUAAUUAUAAUUUGCAGUGUAGUAAAUAAAAAAAACAAGUAUAUAAGAAACGAAAAAUAAACUUUUCUACCCAAAUUAGAAAGUAAACAAAGAAUAAAAACAUUUUUAAUAUAUACUUAACGUACAGGAAAAAAACCAAUGAAAAAUAAUAAGUACCUACUUCUUUUAGAUCAGUCUGAAUUAGAUAAUUCAAAAUCGUAGUGUUUGGCAUAUGCAUGUUCUUUUUAUGAUGCCCUAUUAAUUCUUCGUUUCAUUUUAAAUAAAAACAAUGAUUAUCUUGAUGUUUUUUUUUUAUGGAGCCAACCUACAGUAGUGGAUGCUUAUUACGCUGCUUUUACUGCAGAAAAUUUACUAGAGAAAAUAUUGUUUACCCAUUUGCUGAAGAAUGAGGCAAACUUAAUAAAUUAAGAACAAAAUUUGCUAGAGACAAAAACAGUAGAUCUACGUGAAAAUAGUAGGUCUGGCAACGCUGAUUGUUCCCUCGAAAGGAUAGGGUAAAAUUUAUGCACCUGUUGUCCUACUCGACCUUGGAGUCGGUCCAGUGGUCGCUUGUCGUCUGUCGCGCCUACCGAAAUGGUAUCUUUAAGGAGGUCCUUUCGCCACCAAUGUUAAAUAAAAAAUAUUAGAUUAUGACUAAAAUUAAUUUUUUUCUAAUAGUUGAAGUCAUUAUUUAUCUAAUAGUGAACUUUUAACUAUACCUUACCGUGCAAAUUUUUGAGAAUUUUUUUUUUUUAAUGUGAGUAUUUGUACAGUGUCUUACGAGAAAGUAAGACUUCAACAACAAUUUUCGAAUUAUAAUUAAGUAUACUAUUAUUUAUUGAUUAAACAGGGCAAAAAAAAACUAAAAAUAAGGUUUUUGAAAUAUUUAGGUUUUGUUUUUUACAAUAAAAUAUAUAGGUUACCGUGGAAUUUAUUGAGAAAUUAAUAUUAAAAAAUAACAAAAAAAUUUUCAACUAGGUUACUUGAAUUUUCCACGAAGUUUAAAAUGACAUUUUUACAUUAACAAUGUCAUUUUAAUCUCCGUUUAACACAACGGUGGAAUCGGCCCUAAAGGAAACAUUUUUUUAUUGGAUUUCUACUCAUUGAGUAACAUCUACUUGAAAAUUUUGCUGCGCGAAAAAAAGUUGGCCAUAUUAUAUAUGGUUUGCUAUAAAAAAACAUUUUUAGCCAAAAUGUUUUCCCCAAAAAACUAUAAAACUUUGUUUUUUUUUAUAAAAGGCGGUAUUUAACUGUAACUCUUUAAUUUAAACACUCGGUAUAUUUGACAUUUUUUUGGAACCAGUAGAUAUAUUCAUUUGUUUUUCAGAAUAUAUUAAUUAUUGUUCUUAACCUACAACACGAUCAGGGGGUCGAUUCUCGAUUCGUAGGAAUUCUGUUUCUCGCGGGCCAUAUUUGCUGGUCGUAUUGUAUGUAGGGUUUAUUUAAAUGAGUAUGGAUAUAUUAAAAAAAACAGAACUAUUCCAAAAGAAUACAAAAAACAAUUCGAGAACAGUACAAGUUGUAUUUAUUGGAUUUGAAAUACAAACCAAAUUUGUGUAGGUUACGGAGAAGUAUUACCCAGAUAGCACAAAGUCGUCUUAAAGACGUCUUUAAGACGUCUAGCAUAAGACAUUCGAGACGUCUGGUAUUUCCUGAAAGACGUCUUAGAAGACGUCUGAUGUUACAAAAAGCGACGUCUUUAAGACGUCUUAUUAAUGGCUUAUAUUGGUCUGUAGAGCUUAAAAUAACCCAUAAAUAAGACGUCUUUAAGACGACUUAUUAAUAGCGUUUAAUGGUCUUGUAAAGCCUUAAAUAAGCCAUAAAUAAGAUGUCUUUAAGACGUCUUAUUAAUGGCUUAUAAAGUUCUUGUGAAGCUUUAAAAAGCCAUAAAUAAGACGUCUUUAAGACGACUUAUUAAUAGCUUAUAAUGGUCUUGUGAAGCCUUAAAUAAGACGUCUUAUUAAUGGCUUAUAAUGGUCUUGUGAAGCUUUAAACAAGCCAUAAAUAAGACGACUUAUUAUUAAUAGCUUAUAAUGGUCUUGUAAAGCCAUAAAUAAGUCUCUUUUGUCUUAUGAACGUAGGACGUCGAAUAUCUUGGUUAUUAAAAAGUAGAACAACCUUGCAGAUUAUAAAUAAUGCAAAAAAAUAGAAUUAAAAUAUUUAUUGAUAAAACAUCUAAAAAUCACAGGUCACUAAGAAUUAUUUUCUUUGUAGCGCAUUCGAUCACUCCUCUUUAGCCCUAAUUGGAUUGAUUUUUCUCUUUGAUUUGUAGUUGCCUUUGUAUAGCUCCUAAAAAGAAAUUUAGUUAAGAGCAUCUAGUCACAGAAAAUUAUACUUUGCAAAAGUAAAAACCGACAGAACAGUUAUCUAUAAAACAAAACAAAAAAUUAAUUUCUUAGAAUUUUAAAUCAAAAAUUUUUAUAAUCAUUUAAUGCAAUAUGAGCUUAAUCGCCUACUUUAACAAUUUUACUUUAACUAAAAAUGGCUAUCUAAUAGGGAGUUUUUGAUAUUAUUAGUUCUCAAAAUCUUCAUAAAAAUAAAAAUGAUACUUGACGAAUAUCUGAAUUAAAUCUUAUAUUAAGAUGUUUACUUUUAAAUUAAUUUAAUUAUUCUUAGAAGAAACAGGAUAUUAAUGUUCUAUGUAUAUAAACAAAUAUUCAUUUAUUACCUGUAUUUCAGGAACAUGCUACAUCGGUAACACGUAACUAUUCUUCCCUCUCUGGUUUUUGUCCCAUAUUAUUUAAGUAGAAAGAGACAAAUGCUCAAAAUAGCCCAAAGUCGCUUUUGGUGGCUAUAAUCGUGUAUGCAAUAAAAUAAUCAAUAAUUCACAAUGAGCUUGGGCCAUACACAGUUUUGGCUUGGGUUUGAAUGUAUUUCUUCUUUUCUUCGUUUUAUAUGGGCUCAUUGCAAUCUUUUUACUUUUCCACUGCACUUGAUAUUUGAUUUCAAUUGUCUUCUCCAAAUAUAACACUGACUAUUUUGUUUAAUUUUGUAUACUUUUUAAAUUCGGAUGGUCACUUUUAUACUAGAUAUUUUGUGAUUUAUAUGGAAUUUCUGGGCUCCCGAUUCGGAGAACGCCAUUUCAAUAUUGCCACGAUGGUGUCCGAAUCGAAAGUCCGGCUUGAAUAUAAUGUUAAAUCAAACGUCAAACUUCACUUCAUUUAAUUCUUCUUGUUAAAUUUGAAUUAUGUAAACCGUGCAAGUUUCCGUCCGACUGAAAGACGUUCGUAAGACGUCUUAAAGCUUUCUCAUUAAUAUAUGGAUUUGACAAGACGUCUUUAAGACGUCUUAAGAACGUCUUUGAGCUCUCACAUUAAUACGUCUGAAUUAUGGCUUUUGCAAGACGUCUUAUAAGACGUCUUAAUAACGUCCUAGGACAUUGAGACCAAACCAAGAUUCGCAGUGCUACUUUAGGAACAGCACUGUUAAUAAGAAUCCAAUAGUAAAUGGUUGAAUGGGCAAUCCUAACUUUGAAUCAGAUUUAUUUUUAAAAUAAUUAAAUAAAUUAAAAAAAAAUUCCUUACAAAUAGUACUUGCUGUAUUAGGUAGAUGGCAAUUUAGUUGUAAAAUUUGUAAAAAAGUGCUUUUAUUAUUUAGAACACAUCCUGAUUCACAAUGAAAAAUGAGAGGGAAUGCAAAAAUCACUAUAACGACACUUCAUAUUAUUAAGCUCUUUGGCUAUCGUUGAUGAACGACAAUUUUACAACCAUAUUUGUCUAUUUUCAACGGCAAUCGUUGUCUACUGAAUAAGAACGAUUAUCGUCUAUUAACGACGUCGUUCAGAGUUACUGAAUAGGCCCCUUAGACGCGAUUCACCCAUUGUCGAUCUUUUCGUUCUGCUUAAGCCGGUGUAACAGGUAGUACUAGAAACAACUGAAAUGCGGUGCAAAUAUCAGGUACACUACUAAUCAACAAUUGAUUUUCGAAAAAAAAAUCAGAAAAUUCCCAAAAACUGUUAAGAUUUUGCAGGCUAACAUAUAGGAGGUGUUUUAUUUGAAUUAGCUCCGGCGCAAAAUUUUGUGUGAGAUCGUCUGGAUAUUUUUAUCGUCGUUUUGGAUUUUAUAUCCCUACGUUGUCGUGUUGUCGAAUUUUGCUAUAAAAUAGGUACUGAUAAGGCAAAAUAUAUUUAAUUUGAUUUUGGAAAAUUAUGAGGUCUAGACAUAUUCCGCCGCUAUAAAAUUAAGUAUAAGUAUUAUAGUUAUUACUAUGUAAAAAACUUACUCGAGGCUGAGCGGGGACCCCCGGAACCCACAUAGCACACGGACAUCUAAAAAACGUCCUUUAGGGACAUAAAGGACGUCCGAGGGACGUCCUAUUUUGGUACCGGGACGUCAAUCGAACGUCCCAUGGGCGUCCUAAUGUCCCGUUUCUGUCCAUCUUAGGGACGUCCCUGGGACAUCCCAAAAGGACGUCAUAGGGACCUUUGCGGGACGUCCUAGGGACGUAAAUCAGACGUCCGAGGGACGAUAUUUGACCAUAAUCCAUAAAGGGUAAUAAUAACAAAAAUGUUAACAAUAAAAGAGCUUUAUUUAACAACUUUUAUCCUAAAAAACCUAGCUAGAGUUAAACGUUUUCAGUUUACAAAAAAAAAAAAAAACAGGAAUGAAUUAAAUUUAACACACAGCGCUGGCAAGAUGAAACCUUGGGUCCUACUUAUAGCUUGUGUCGACAAAACUGAAUAUUAUAAUUUUGUCCAAAUUAGUUUUGUUCCAACUUUCCGCCAUUAAGGUAUUUUCUUUCCGCCAGCGGCUAUCGACAAUACACAUCACUUAUUCUCACAUCAACACAAAACACUCACUUCACUUUAUAACCACUUUACCACCAGCAUCAAAAAAAUAACAAAUAACACUAUAUAACCUUCUUUUUUCUUCGUUAAUCUAACUCACUUAUUUAAGUUAAUUAUUGAAUGCCGAAAAUUGUAGCUAUUGUUCAUUUGAAAACGUCCUGUGCUAUCUGGGAAUCCCGGGCCCUCCCCGCAUUGCGGGCCCUUUUGGCACGCCACUGGGUAACCACGUGGGUACUUAUAAAAGCUGCUAUUAUGCAAACUAAUAAUACAAUGACGGGCCCAAAUGUAAGGUUUGUUCGGGUUUCCUUAAAACUCGAUGCAAACCGUCCGAGAACUAGUGGAACAGUUCAAUUCUAAAGUAUACGUCGCACACAACUAUUAAACUGUCCACUGGUCAACUAGUCCUCUGAUAGUUUUCAAUGUAUUUUAAAGAACCCGAACAGACCUAUUGUAUGGUGCCUAUUCGCUGUGUGCAUUUGGCUUGGAGGGGAUAGAUUGAGCUAUCGCAGCGCCUAUGGUGGCAUGAGUCGGCGAUUGUCCACAUCAUCGUAGUAGCGAUUAUUUUUAUUAUUGUCAAUAAUAAAUGGAUUUCAACACAAUUUUUAUCUUACAUGCAAUUCUACAAGAUAUUCUUUUUUCGUGACAGACGUUUGUCUAAUGACGCCAGCUCGGAUAAAAAGGCCAACACCUGACUCUCUGUGCUCUUCGACAUUUAUGACAUGCCCAGCUUCUACCAAAUCUUUACCUUUUCUUGGCGUUUCAGGCUGAAAGUUUAUGUCAUGAGAUAUUUUCUCAAAUCCAGUGUACAAGAUGACACUCAUGACAAAAAUGUAGCAUCUAAAAAUACAGAUAAAUUAAAUUGAUUUAUGACAUUCAAAACGCAGAUACUUCGUAUGCAUAACCUCCAAAUAUUUUUUUGUCAUUUACUUACUUUUUGUGCGACAGAAACAAUUUUUGUUAGUCUAUCAACUAACAGCGAACACAAAACUUGUUGCAACACUUAAUUGUUGAAAAAGAAUUUUCAAGUUCAACUACUGUUGAGUGUGAGGUGUAUAGCAAGUAUGCGGGAAUGAAUGAGGAGAACUGUCGCUAUCCCGUCACCAGAGAGCGCUACCAGUCUUGCACACAGCGAAUAUCAUGGAGAUACAAUUUUUGUGAAUUUUGGUAGGUAAUUUCUGACAGCCACAAAUAUUAUAUGGUGCUUACAACAAAUGUGCACUAGAAAGUGUAAUUAAAUGCCAUAAUUCUCAGUUUUAAGUUUGAAUUUAUUGUAGUUUGGUGGGUGUUGGAGCUACAAUGUUUGUGCUCAAUAAAGAAGGCUAAAAUGCGAUUUAAUUGGUACCAAGAUCGUCAUAACAUUAAAUUUGGAGUUACAAUAUGUGUGCUUUAGAUCGACGAUAUAUAGGAAUGGAUUUUGAUUUUUUUAAUGAGCUAGGAUAGUCACCAUAUAAAAAAGACUCGUUUAUAAGGUAGGACAUAGGUACACUAAUAUCUUCAGCAAUAACAGACAAUAUUGUUCCAUCUAUUUUAUCUAUACCGGCAGAUUUUUUACAAGUUGUUUUCUGUAUAAUUUCUGUUAUUUCCUUUGGGGUAGUUGGAGUUAAAAAUGAGUGCUUAUAGAAAAAUCUUGAAGCCUUGCUUCACUAUAAUUUGGUAGAAGUCUACAUCAGUAAACUGAUUAUUAAAAGCAUUACAUAUAUUUUGUACACCAGAAAUUUUGUUGUCUUGACAAUUUAGCAUCUCGAUGGGUAAUUUUUUUACUGAUUUUCCUUUGGCCUCAUUUAAAAUUCUCCAACAUUCUUUUAUUUAAUUUUUUUGCAUUCAUUACCCUUUUUUUAUUAUUAUAGGAAAGUUGCUGAUUUGACUUUAUUAUUAUAAAUUAUUUUGAGUUUUUUAUAUCUAUCCCUAAUAGUAACAUUAUUACUAGUUAUGUAUAUACUAUGUAAUUCACACAGCAUCCCAUGCAGUGCACUUAGUUCUGCAUUAUAAAAAUUAUUUUUGUGGCGUUUAGGUUUAACUUUUAUAAAUGUAAAAGCGUUGUUGAAAUGGUACAAAAAAGUCGAAUAAAAGCUGUUAAAUUUAUUAUUGAACUCAGAUGAGUUAUACAUGUCUUCCCAUGACUCGUUAAUAAUUAUAUUUUUAAAGAUAAGCUUGUUACUGUCACUUAAAUCCGGAACAAAAGAUUGCGUAUUUUCUACCUGAUUUGUUAUUUGUAGGAAUGGUCUGAUAGGAAACUAUUUUGAACAAUAGCAUUUUUAUUUUCAAUAGAUGUAAAAAGUGGAUCAACUAAAGUUGAGCUAAUACUGCUGACCCGUGUUGGUUUUGUAACAAUGUUGUACAGGCCAAAUUCCCUAAAAAUGUUCAUAAAUAAUUUUCUUUCAUUACUAAGUAAGUCUACAUUUAUAUCACCGUAUACAGCAUACACAAUAUUUUAACACAAGAAAUGUCUAUUUAUAAUUACUUUAUUUAUAAAAAUUUAUACAAACACGAAAAAACCAAUCCUCAUCUGCUGCCUUCUUCCUGAUACCGAUCACAAUCAGAUUCAAUGUCACUCUGGUUCUCAUUCUCUUCAGCUACCUAAACUUUGAAGUCAAAGUCUAGUGAAGGGAUGCUGUUGCCAGGCUUACCUUGUUCAAUUUAUUAAGGUGAUUACAGCACCCCCUUAUAAUUUUUGGACAAGGAUAUCUCAAAAAGUAAUGUUUUUAGAAAACUUAAAUUUGGGCAACAUAAAUAAGGCAAUAAUAUCUAGAAUAUGCAUAUUUUUUAAAGUUUUAAUUCCUUCCAGUUUCCGAGAAAAAAAAUCAAAGGGCUUUAAAUUUUGAAAUAUCAUAAUGUAAAUAAAUGCAUUCCUCAACAACACUAUUCUUAAUUUAAGCUCUUAAUCUCUUGUUAAUGAUUUUUUAAAAUUCGCCGAAAUUAGUGGCUAAAACGCCUCGUUAAGUGCUAUUUUCUGGUUUAAACUGUUGUAAAUCGUUGCAAGAAACGAAUGAUGACUCAGAGUGUACAAAACAAUAGUUACAGACGCUACACUAGAAAGAAGCACUUAACGAGGCGUUUUAGCCACUAAUUUCGGCGAAUUUUAAAAAAUUAUUAACAAGAGAUUAAGAGCUUAAAUUUGGAGAUUAUAUUAAGAAUAGUGCUGUUGAGGAAUGCAUUUAUUUUCAUUAUGAUAUUUCAAAAUUUAAAGCCCUUUGAUUUUUUUCUCGGAAACUGGAAGAAAUUAAAAUUUUAAAAUAUAUGCAUAUUUUAGAUAUUAUUGCCUAAUAUAUUUUGCCAAAAUUUUAAUUUUUUAAAAAAAUUACUUUUUGAGAUAUCCUUGUCUCAAAAUUAUAAGGGGGUGCUGUAAUCACCUUAAGAAAUAAAUUUCAGUAAUUAAAUUUAUUUUAGAAAUAUUUCCUGUACACUGGACAUGAGAAUAAAUUGGAGGUUUUUGACUAGGAACGGAGGUGGAAUCUUGGAAGGUGUAAAUUAGAAGUGGAGGGAAAUGUGACCAAUCCAAUAACAAAAUAGUACACCAAAUUUUUUGCUAUGCUACUAAAAUAUUAUUAAAAACAUUUUUUUUUUUUUUUAAAUUGCUGUUGACUAGAGCAAAGCAUAUGGAAAAUUUGUUAAAUGAAUAUUUAGUAAUUUGGAAGUUAUGAUUCAAAAUAAUUUUUGCAGCUCAAUUAAAAGGGACCAAAAUAAAAAGUUUUACAAGGUCUAUCUAAUUUCCAAUGAUGAAUAAGGGUUUGCUCUGUAGUGCCCAAAUUUAGACAAAGUGAUUACAUAUAACGAGCGUGUACAGAAAUGAAGCAGAUUGUCAGCUUAGCGGCAAUUUAUGAACUUAUCGAGUCGGAAGUAGUCACGUCCGACAUUUUCUAUCAUUUUUUGUUGUUGAAAUAUCUUGUAUUUUAUAUUUAUUAGGGGGCGUCCAUUAAUUACGUGAGGUAUUUUUGAGGAUUUUUUGACCCCCCUCCCCUUCCCUCCGGGUGAGAUUUCGUAAGAUUUUCCUCAACUUCCUCCCCCCUCCUGUAAUCUCACGUGUGAGAUUUUUGUCAAGAUUUGUGUUUAGGGUGUAAAUGCGUUGGAUUAUUAAAAAGAACAAAAACACAAUAUGUUCUAUUACUUUUAUUUAAGACUAGCAAAGACUAGUAUUUGAGAAUAUUGCCGUAAUAUAAAAUUUCUAGAAACAUUCUUUACUUUAAUUUAACUUUCACGCAAUUUUACACCGUUUUAUAUUAGAAAAAAAUUACGUCAGAUUUACAAAGACCCCCCUCUCCCCCAAGUGAGAUUUGGAAAGGUUUAGCUUGAUCCCCCCCCUUGAACACCUCACGUAAUUAAUGGAUGCCCCCUUAUCAUUAUUGUUAAGAACAGGCAAGCGACAUAGUCAAUGAAGCUGCUCUUUCAGUUAAUGAAAAAAAUUAUUCUAAAUUACAUCGACAGUUAAAAUUUAAUGUACCAUAAACCAGUGGCGGUUUGGUGCCCUAGUAUAAUAACAAAAAAAAAAAAUAACUUACAUAUUUUAUAUUUUCCUCAAUGCCUAUUAUUAUUUUAUCUAACCAACCGCGUUGGCACGACACUGGACGAUCGGGCGUUGAGCGACGUUCCGAGAAUUCCGAAAUUAAGUGGGCACAUGGCACAGUAAAUGUGUGCCUCUGUUGUUUUCUCUCUCAUUAUGAUGCGAAAAACAAGAGCAACGGCAAUAUCGCUUAGCAAGAGAUGAACAGAUGCGAUGGAUUAUACGUCACAAGCGGGGCGCUGUCCUCAUCGUGACGUGCUGUACCCAUGGCACAGAUUACCUAGACCAGCUACGAACGUACGCAGCGGCAUCUUUACCGGCUCCCUUACAAACGCGAUGCCGGUUUCGGCUUAAGGUGCGCGUUUGUUGGACCAUGAUAAUUUAUUUAUUGUGAUUACGAAAAAACGUUAGUUGGACCUUUGGAAUAGUUAAGAAAUAAAACUACAAAGAAAAAUAACUUUUUUUAUAAAGCAGUCAAAAAUAUGAUGAAAAAAAAAUCAAUAAUAUUUAUAAAUGGGACAAAAUUUUAAUUUUUCUUUUGGUUUUGUCUGACUUUUUCGAGGAUUUCAAAUCUCUGUUUGCAUAUUUAAGAGUAUAAAAAAUUAUGAGUCUUAUAAAUAUUUUAAUGGUGUACAUUUUCGCAAAUCGUUGGCAAGGAUGACCAAAUUCUAUUUUGCUCAUCUCAAAAAGGUAUGCGUUGAAAAUUCCAGGCUUAGUUGACAAACUAUCAAAUAGAGAUAUAAAUAUUUUUUCUAAUUUGAAAAUAUAAAAAAUACAUUUUUUGUUUGGAGAUUUUAAAUUGCCAAACACCUUUUCUUCAGAGUCGUAUGCUUUAAAAUGCUCCUACACGAUGGAAUUUUACAUCGAAGUGUGUCAAUACUAUUUAUAUGUUUAUAAAGAGGAUUUAAUUAAAUGUCUCGAAGAAAUUAUGAACACAGAAUUCGAUAAAAGAACUAUUAAUCAGACUAAAGGGUUGAUAAAUUUUGAAAGACAGAUUUUAGUUUCUGGUUAUUUUUCUUCAGCAAAAUAAUGCCAAAUAGCGAUAGACUUUUUGUUCAACUGCAGAGUAGACAGCUCGAUGCUCUCAAGGUUAAGAUAAACAUAUCAAAUUUUGCAGCAGCUAUUCAAAAUAUUAGAAAUAAUAUAGACACGCUAAUUCAUGAAGAAUGGCAAUUACAACAAGACCCACAAGAACUAAACUUAAACAACAACACCCAAUCAGGUCCAAGUACAAGCAAGAAGAGACGGUUUGUUGAAAAGGAGAUUCCAUUCCUAAUUUAAGGAUAUGUAAGGAAAUUUGUGAUACAAUAGUAGUGCAGGUAAAUUAACAUUUUAGUUUUACUACUCACCUAACAAUUGCAAGUUUAUUUGAUAGUGAAAAAUUUAAAGACUACCGAGAUUGUUUUCCAAAUGAGGACGUUAAAACUGUGUGUAGUUUAUUUCCAAACGUAAACAGCUUAAAAGUCAAAAACGAACUGUCUAUACUUUACACCCGAGAUGACUUUGUGCAACACAAUGGGGCCGUACCGUAAUUACAAAUGUUUUUUGAGAACAAUUUGACAAUUACAUUUUCGGAAUCUGUGGAGCUGCUAACUAUCCUGUGUACAAUUCCCAUGACCACAGUGGAGAGUGAAAGAUGUUUUUCGACACUAAAACGUAUUCAAACAUUUUUAAGGAACACUAUAUGCCAAGAUAGAUUGUGCGCGUUAGCCAUGUUAUCCACCGAAAAAAAAACUUAUUCGGCCCAUUCCAAAUUUUAAUAAUCUGGUCAUCGAUCACUUCGCUAGCCAAAAAUCCAGAAGAAUGGACUUUAAUUAUAAGAAAUAGUUACAACUGCAGCGGUACCUAGCAGUUAGUCUUCAAUUUUGUAAUAUUUAAUUUGUUUUGAAAUAUAUUUUUUUAUUUUCAUUAAGCGGAGAACUUGUUUUCCUAAGGGAAAAACGAAUCCCGGGAUUCCUUUCCAGUGUGUGCCCCACUGCCGCUAGUGCCCACGAGCCGCCACUGCUAUAAACUGUAAUAAUGAAAAAAGUAUUUCUUUCUUCUUUGAGUUCAUUAUUCACUCUCGUCUUGGACUGAUUUAUGUUCUGACCUGAGACUGUAUGUUCCUAGAGAGUUGGUCGCUUCUUAUGAACUGUAUGAACAGUGACAGAGCCAACAUCGCCUGCUCGAAACAUGCUGGUUUUUAUAUGAGGUAAAGAGGGUCUCGGUGUCAGCUUCUACCCGAGUGCUUCUACUAGUCUUAUACGGCAUCAUUUGAAUACAUUAUUUCCAUAUCAACAUACAAUUAAAACUUUCUUAAUAUGUAGAUCACGUCUAUCAAGAAAUAAACCCUUCUGAACUCUUUUCUAUAUGAUUGUCUUUACACUAUCUCGAAUAUCAGGCAAGAUCGAUCUUGUUCUUAUUGACAUAUGCCUAUAAAAUAAACUUGAAAAAAAAUUGCCGUUAGGUACCCAUGAAUGGCUUCAUUCCUUCCUGCACACUGCAGACGAGUAUAUAAUAAUAUAAAAAUGCACAAAAAUAUAUCAUGUUAACUCAUUUUUAUAUAAUAUGUUACAAUUCUAGAUGUUAGAAUAGUUAGGUCUGUUUGUUUUUAUUGUUAAUUAUUUAAAUAUCGUUUUUAGAAAUAGCCGAC
Psylliodes chrysocephalus is the source of this 18396-nucleotide messenger RNA. Lineage: Eukaryota; Metazoa; Arthropoda; Insecta; Coleoptera; Chrysomelidae. The record is from the annotation of a GenBank genome assembly.